UGGAGAUUACUCAUAUAAGUAUUUGUUUGGCAUUGAUAUCUAAAACGCUGUUCCAAGUCGUUCCAAUUUCAGCAUGUAGAAAGAUGACAAAGGCAAUUUAUCAGGCACUAGCAACAGUUUCAGUAACCUUCGGUAUAAUAUCAGACGGUAUGCAUUAUGGGUGGUCGUCACCCGUACUGCCAAUUUUGCUGUCGGACAAAAGCCCGUUCGAGUUUCACCCUCGCCAAAUUGUAUGGAUUGAGGUUUGGUUACUUUUGGGAGUGCUGGCUGGUGUGCCAAUCGCUGAUGUCGCAGUGAAAAGAUACGGUGGAAGAAAACCGAUUUUGGCGGCUAAUGGUUUAAGCGUGACAGCAUGGAUUGUUAUCGCACUUGCUGGGACUAUCAAGCUGGUGUACUUGGCACGAUUCCUGGCCGGGCUGGCGGCGAGGGUUGCAUCGGUCGGUGCUUCUCUGUACAUUGCCGAAAUUUCCGACAAAAGAUCACGUCAGUGGUUGAACUCGGUGAUCAACCUGAUGAUGCUGUUGGGUGUCGUAAUUGUCUACAUUUUGGUACCUCUGUUGCCUAUUUUGACUUCGUCAUUGAUUGGGGUUGCCUUUCUAUUGUUGCAAAUGGUGAGUUUUCCAUGCACGCCCGAACCCACUCGAGACAGCGCCGAAGCGCAGGUUUUAGAAGAACCACUAAGGGAAGGCGAAAGGAUAACGUUUUUAGAGUUCAUAAAGGAGGAAAACAGCUUAAAGAUAUUGCUAAUAGUAAUGUGCGUGAGUUGUUGGCAACAGUUAGCUGGCUUUGGCGUUGUCGUUAUGAAUCUUCACGCAAUCUUGACAGAUGCGCAUUGUGAAAUGAACACUGAUACAGUAGCGGUGAUAUUCGCUACAUUUCUGGUCGUAGCAACCCCUUUAGGCGUGGGUUUGGUGCCCAAGUUGGGUAGUAAAGCUCUUCUUUUGAUUUCGUCAUGUGGCACGGGAAUCGUACUAUUAGUCUUUGGUGUUCAUCUCGACAAUGAGAGACAAGAAGAAUUCAAUAGCUGGAUACCAAUCGUUUUGGUGGUGUUAUACGCUUUAGUGUUCCAAUUGGGUUUGGGCUUGGCGCCUAUGACGAUUGCUGAAGAACUUUUGCCAAGAAAUACUCAAGAAAUAGUGAAUACGAUUAGUGACAGUGCUUCUGUGGUAGUUUCAAUUGUGAUGGUGGUAUUGUACCCUUUGGUCAGUACAUUUUUAGGAAUAAGUGUACCUUGGUAUAUCUUCAGUGCUUUAACGUUUCUAUUGUAUUUGUUUACUCUAUUUAGAAUACCAGACACCACUAAAUGUGCAGUACGGAGUUAGGGUUUUUUCGAAAUUUGUCCUAACAAUAAAUACCAUUGCACUGUGAUGGUGUUUUAGACUUUUGUCUAAUUGCCAUAAUUUAUUUUAAUUUAUGUGUACUUAUAAAGUAAUGAACGCACGGUAGAAGCUGCUGUGUACGGUAGCCGUUAAUGCCUAGAAAUAUACAGACUUUAUAAUAUUUUACUGAUAUAUUUGUUAACACAAAGAUACAAUGACUUCGUUGACAUCGGCCAUCUUGACUAUUCUAAAACUACUCUACUGC
Molecule: messenger RNA, 1584 nt
Organism: Photinus pyralis (common eastern firefly)
Lineage: Eukaryota; Metazoa; Arthropoda; Insecta; Coleoptera; Lampyridae
Product: facilitated trehalose transporter Tret1-like
Exons: 2
Coding region: 84-1322 (412 amino acids)
Biological process (GO): transmembrane transport
Cellular component (GO): membrane
Molecular function (GO): transmembrane transporter activity
Source: RefSeq, a predicted model, not a curated record